GGUAAAGAUGAAGUGAGAGCUGUGGUGUUCCUUGGUCAUCAUGCCUACUGAGGAGGAGGAGAACUCUGGGCAACCUGUGUGGCAAUCCGUCCUGCUGUUUAGCUGUAAGGGAAUGAUCGAGGGAAUCAUUGUCCUAUUGUUUCUCUGGUUGCUGGUGCAGGUGCUCUUCACAAAACAGCAUGACGUCCACUUGCAGAUUCUGCUGAGUGUGGGUUUGGUGGUCCUGUGUUUUUCCCUUAUCUUGGGCUGCAUCAUUUGUUGGUUAAAGACCAGACACAAACCACCCGAAGGCAAAAAGACUGUGAGGACAAACCCUCCUCCUGAUUCUGUGGAUCAUGUGUCUGUGGCUUUGAGUCCUGCCCCUUUAUCUGGAGCCACAUUUACCAAAUUGCAGUGUGAGGAGCUGGAAGGAUCCCUUCAAGACUAUCCAUCUGCUUUCGAGAGCUCUACGCCAUCAGAUGAAGAGUUGACUGCUGUCUCUGAGGUUAACAAGUCAUGCUUCCAAAUGAGACGACUCAGUUCACCAUCAGUCUCCUCUUCUCUAUUCAAGCCCAUGGCCAGUGGUCGCUCCUCUCUCCCCUCUUUCCCAAGACUUAAGUCUUCUCACAAAGACCCGGAAGGUUCUGGAACAUCACUGCACUGUGGCUGGAGAUAGUUACUCGUUUAGCAAACACAGAAGGCUCACUAUUCCCAACCCACGAUCACCCUGUGCCCUUUCUCCACUUCAAACCCAAGGUCUACUCCAGGACGAACCUUUAAUUCCUAACUAUGGUUCAAAUUCUUGCAGUGAGACCUCAGAUCCCUUCUUGCACUUUACCCUGACCUUCUCUUCAACACAGAACACAAUCACUGUAUCCAUAGUGGGUAUAACAGGUGCAGUCCAUUGUCUAGAAGAAGUGACUGUCCAGGCCACGCUGCCCCCACUUUGCCCUGGACCUCUGGAUAUAACUGCCCAGGAUUACAACCUAAGCUCUGGACUCUAUAAAAAGAACUUGGUGAUAAGUGUUGGAUCUCUAGAGGGGCUUAAAGGUUGCAUGCUCAGACUGGGUAUCUUCAUGCAGGACAAUCAAAAGACAUCCCUAUUUGGUCCAAGAAGGACACUUUAUAGCUCUUGCUACGAGACUAUAUUGUCUUAAACAUUAACCCAAACAUU
Molecule: messenger RNA, 1153 nt
Organism: Sinocyclocheilus anshuiensis
Lineage: Eukaryota; Metazoa; Chordata; Actinopteri; Cypriniformes; Cyprinidae
Exons: 2
Coding region: 41-655 (204 amino acids)
Source: RefSeq, a predicted model, not a curated record